AAGAAGAGAGUCGUCGGAGGUUUUUAGGGACGACGACGUCGACGACAGCGGGAUGAAAAGAGGCUCGACCAGUCCCGCACGUGAUGAUCUGCUGAAGGCUUAUUAUUCAGAACUAAUCUCUCAAGCACAAGCAGCGUCAUUUGUCUCCCAAGUGGCUUGAAGCUUCACACCCAGACUGGUUCGGUGGCAGGCUGGCAGGGCAGAGCAGGGCAGGGGCAGGGGCAGAGCAGAGCAGGGCAAGGCAGGGCAGGGCAGACAGUCCAGACACCAGCGAGACAGACAGCGAUCGCCCCGACGGCCAGGUCUCACGACUACCGAUUAGAACAAUUGCCUUCGACGGCCUCGACAACGACGACAACGACCGACCAACUGAACGAUAGUGUCGGCUCGCAGUAGGUAAUACCAUAUCGCGACAGCCAAACUGCCCGGGCCUUCUUUGCUUCUCGUCUUCGCGAUCUUUCACAACACAUCACGGCUGCGAGCAACAGCAAGUGCCCUCACUCACGGCACCGCACACGGGAUUGCGAUAGACCCAGGUCGGCCUCAAGGUUACAGGACCGCUUCCAACCAACUUUGCAAACUUGCAAAGGAAACCCGGAUCCUAGCACAUAAUCCCUCUCGCCGGUCUACACUCUGCAGCACGUUGAUGCGUGCAUUGCGUGGUGCAGCCACCCGACGCCUUCGACGACCGCGAAAGCCGUUCGCAGUAACCGACAACGAGUCCAGACGUCUGUCAGCCAUCGCUGUGCGACACUCAUCCGCCCUCUCGACGAACGACCCUUGACGAUCGAUCUGUUGCAGCGAUCGAGUCGCACUGUGUACAGACUCGCGAACGACCACCGACCGGGUCACGACCGGACGACCGACGAAUGCAGUAGUACACCCUAGCAUCGACUAUACACAAUCGAACUCUAUCACCACUCCCUCUGCAUUACAACUAGCGAAAGACUUAACUCUACAUCCCAACACUCGCUCGAAACCUAUGCGAUAAUCUCCAUGUUGCACCACUAUCGGUAGUAACGCAGGACAAUGGAUCCCUCCGCGGAUGGAUUCAGCAUACUCGGAAGAGCCUUUGAGAUUGCUGAGGGGCAUGCAAUUACUACGAAUGGGAGCAUCAAAAGGGAUGCGAGUCCACCAUCUCGACCUUCUAUGCCUGGCACCUUCGUCGAUAUGCCGUCUGAUGCUUCGGCGACGAGCGCCGCGCUCGACUAUGAUAGUCAGACGACAACGCCGCCCAAGCGACUUCGCAGACACAACUCUGACUUUCCGCCCACGCCGCCGACGAUGACGAACAGCGAGGUGGCCGAAUCACUCCCAGCAGAGCGAAGGCUGAGUCCCUCACCGGUAUUCGCAGACCGUGUGAGGAAGCAAUUGGAAAGGCACAAAUCUGGACUGAGCACACCUGUGAAUUCGAGCAAUAGCCCGCCUACGCCAGAUCCCUCGCCGCCGAGCAGACGCGGUACCGAUCAGUCACACCUGUACAGACCUUCUCUUCCUCAAAAUUAUGCUAGCUCAUAUGCCGAGUCCUUUCGGACAGCAACCGAGGGGAGGACACCGCAUGCGAGUAGUACCCAAGUCAAUCUCCUGCCCGCCGACAUGGACGAGACUCCUCGACAGAGCUGGAUCGAAAUGGGCAGAGCGAUGGGCUUGUCGAACAAUGUGUUAGCUGUGCAGGAAGAAGAGCGUAUGCAUACGGAUUCCGACUCGGAUGUGGUGUGUCGGGUGAAGAGCUACCACCUCGAAUCGGACGGCAGCGAUGGCGAAAAGGAUGAUAAGACAGUGACAUACUCCGCGAGCGACGAACGCAGCACGUCCGACUCGGCUCCGGCCUCACCCGCAUCGCGCAAAGGUGUUCGUCAAAAGCAAGCAGUCGCAAUACCUCGACUUCGCAGACCCUUCCAGCCGGGCGACGAGAUCAAGCGACCCGACGAUUUCCUCCUCUAUGGCUCUGUUGGGCCCGUCAAGACAUGGAAGAAGCCUCAGCACAAGUCUAAAACACCGCCAGCUCGGGAAAUGGAUUCUGAGUUCUUGAGGAAUGCAGCACCUCCCCUGGCGCCGGAAGUCCCAGAGACGGGGAAGGACAUUCUUCAGCGGCUCGAGGACGUGAUUAAAGAGGAUCAGCCAGAGCCAGCUCCCUUAACAGCGCUGCCGCCCAUUCCUCCCGAGGAGCGCCAAGUCAUCACGCCUGCUCAGGACGAGGUCAAGCCCCUAGUGGAGUUUGUACCGAUUGUCUCCCCCAAGGACGUUCGGACACCGCCUUCGACGGCGCAGAAGGACAAGAGUCUGGAGGACAACAACGUGGUGUACAAGAUGAUCCAGGCAGAGAAUGCCAAAAGGCACAGUGCCAUCUCAGAUGGAAGUGUGCAAGCGAGAGUCGUCGUGCCGCCGGAGAACAAGCCCAAGCUACGACAUACGCCCAAGAGGGACUCGCUCCGAGGCGAUGUGAGCGUGAUCAGCCGCUCGGAUAGCACACCUAUGCUGAAGCACAAGAGGGCAGUGGGCAGUCUGGGGCAGAGUGAGGCUUCUCCUGAACGCGUCAGGCAUAGCAUGCAGAAUUUCGCAGACGCUUGGCCGUGGACAGCAGAAGCGGAAGGCGAGAUAACGCGCACUCGGCCGCGUGCUGGCGAGAAGCACUUUUCGUAUAGCGCCUUGCGAGACUCUGCGCCCAGGGUCGCAUCUGCUAGCGUCCUCGGCAACCCUCACACGCUCAGGCGAUCGUUGCGCCACCACAGCCUCGAGCAAACACCGCGCCCCGUCAGCAACUCUGCAAGACCCGGAGCAAGAUCUCUGAGCAUGGAUACUGCUGGUUUGUUCGCUGCCUCUUUCCAUGACACUGCGCCUGCGCCAAAGCUGCGAAGGUCCUCAGCUGAGCAGCGCUUGGAUCGUAACUACGAGGUGCACAGAACAAGCCUCAGUCAUGUGCCUGAGUCCCAGCAGGCGCACGAGGCCAAUCCCAGCCCGCAAUCCGUUGCUGCACAGCUGCUGCAAGUGUCCCCUCCCGAAGAACACGAGCGCAGCCAUCGACAACUCAUGUCGGAUAGAAGUCCCAGGAGCGAUCGACGAGAGUCUCCCAAUGCAAGCUCGAAGACGGGGCACUCACCACGUCGCAAAAGUCUGGACUACCGCUCACUACACCCGACCAUCACGCCCAUGAGCCAGAUGUCUGGCACAGCACCUUCUGAAGCAGAGCUCUGCGAGGCGAAAGGAAUUCCCUUUUUCCCGCAUACCAAUAAUAGUUUGCUGGUGGUACAGACCGCUCGGCACGUCAGCAUGCCAGAGCGCAUGCCUCUUGAUGACGAUGACUCUGAUCUCGACGGCAAACCCAUCCCAGGCAUCAAUCGAGCCAACUUUAAAGCUUUUGUCACGCCCGCUGACGAAAUCGGCAAGCCACUCUACAGUGUCGAAAGUCCUCUCACCAAUCCGAGAGAAGCGCCUGAACCGCCGGUCAUCAAAUUCAUCCCGCCCACACCAAACGACGAACUGGAACGACAGCUGGGCAUGGGGCCUUCGGUGGAGAAGGCAGAAACUGAACGCCCCGAGGCGGAGAACCCACGAGCACAUCUUCAGCGGAGUCUCAGUCUCAAAGAUCGCUUUCGCCGCUUUAGUGAAAGUCUGAACCAACCGGUCCCAUUUGGCCGCCAGAACUCAUAUCGCAGAUCUGCGCCUUCACGGCGCACACGACAGACUGAGGGCCAGAGACCUCUGCACUUGAGUUCUUUCUGGCAGCCGAGGGACUUUUGGGCAGACUACGAAAGCGAUGCCGACGACGAUGACGAUGACGACUACGACCCGCUUCCAGCUGGCGGCGACACUUCCGAGGUACUGGAAGACCCCAAGGCGAAGAAUGCCUUUACAUUCCCUCGCGCCAUGUCGAAACGCAUGCCCGGUUUCCGUGGAAGCGGCGGCUUUCUCAUGGGAAACAGUCUCGGCAUCGAUCGCCACGGCAGCAACUCCCGCAGACACCACAUCGAUCGUCCUGUCACUCACCCCUCACCCGGUGCCAGUCUGCAAGACUAUCGCGUCGCUUCCAGCCCCAACCUAGGCCACCGACGCUCCGAAGAGUUCUUGCGACGACACCGACGACGAUUCCUCUCCGAUCGACACCCCAGCAGCAAAAUGAACUUUCGCGUCCCCUUUUCCGGUGGACGCAGGCUCGAGUACGUAGGUCUAUCAGCUUUUGGCGCCAAAUUACAAGCUGCGAGAAAACUGCGACGCGAAAAUUUGGCAGAGCUGAGGAGGGAGAAGUUGCGAGAGAGUAUUGGACUUCGAGUCUUUCAUGAUGGACCCGCGGCUAUGACUUCGAAGUGAUGGGGCUAGGAAGGGGAUGCAAGGCCGCAAGGGGGGAGAAUUUAUGACAUUUUGAGAAGAUGGGUGGGUGAGGGGGAUUUUUGGGGAAUGAUAUGACAUGUCCAUCUCCACCCCUCUCUCCCUCUCCCCCGGCCUCGAUUUAUAUAUAUAUUCUUCUUCUUUUUUUUUUUUUUCUUUCCGCGGGACGAGAGCGAAAGCGAGAGCGGAAAGAGUUAUUUAUGCUAUGCUAUGUUAUGCUAUGAUGAAUAUACGAAUACGAAUACGAAUAUGAAUAUGAUGAGAAUGAGAAUAAAUGAUACCUAGGUAUACAAAAAUGAUUAA
Molecule: messenger RNA, 4629 nt
Organism: Sphaerulina musiva SO2202
Lineage: Eukaryota; Fungi; Ascomycota; Dothideomycetes; Mycosphaerellales; Mycosphaerellaceae
Exons: 1
Coding region: 1030-4308 (1092 amino acids)
Source: RefSeq, a predicted model, not a curated record